This is a messenger RNA of Arachis ipaensis, 2315 nucleotides long. Its product is annotated as scarecrow-like protein 21. The record is from RefSeq and is a predicted model, not a curated record. Lineage: Eukaryota; Viridiplantae; Streptophyta; Magnoliopsida; Fabales; Fabaceae.
AAUAAUGAAAACUUCAAUGUGUGUGUUUUCCAAGAUACCCCCUACACAUACACAUGCUAAUCUCUCCGUCUUAUUAUUGCAAACAAAAUCUCUCAUGUAUCAAAUAUCUAGCUUUAUUUCCACCUUGGUUUCUUCUCUCUAUAUAUAAAUACAGCAUGUGAUGAAACAUGAAAAGAAUUUUUGUGAGUAGUGAGUAGUGAGUAGUAUUCUUUCUCCUCCCCAAGCCCCACACUUAAAUUAUGGAAGACUACUCAGAGGAAGAUUAUGAGUUCCUGAACCUUAGCCUUUCAGUUACUACUCCUUCUUCUAGGGAAACCAACAUGAUCAUGAAGAAAAAGAAGAAGAACUAUGAAGCCAAGAUCUUGAGGCUCCUCCAAGUCAGGGAAAACAUGCUAAGACAAGAUCACCAUAACCACCAUCACCACCUCCAAAGAAGAAAACCAGGCACCAACAACAACAACAAUCUCAUCCACUUGCUCCUCACAACGGCCACCGCCAUUGACGAAGACAGCAACAACAUUGCUGCAUCUCUUGACAAUCUCACAGAUCUGUACCAAACAGUUUCCCUAACAGGUGAUUCAGUUGAGCGUGUCGUGGCGUAUUUCGCCGAUGGCCUCGCCGCCAGGCUCCUCACAAAGAAAUCUCCAUUCUAUGACAUGCUCAUGGAGGAGCCAACAUGUGAAGAAGAGUUUCUUGCAUUCACAGAUCUCUAUAGAGUCUCACCUUACUACCAAUUCGCUCAUUUCACUGCAAACCAAGCAAUCUUAGAAGCCUUUGAAGAAGAAGAAGACAGGAACAACCGUUCAAUCCAUGUCAUUGACUUUGACGUCUCCUACGGAUUCCAAUGGCCUUCUCUAAUCCAAUCACUCUCAGAGAAAGCUUCAAGCGGAAACCGCAUAUCUCUAAGGAUCACCGGAUUCGGCACCACUCUGAAGGAGCUUCAAGAAACGGAGUCCAGAUUGGUGAGCUUCUCCAAAGGCUUCGGUAACCUUGUGUUCGAGUUUCAAGGGUUGUUGAGAGGGUCCAGGAUCACGAAUCUGAGGAAGAAGAAGAACGAGAGUGUUGCAGUGAACCUUGUUUCAUACCUCAACAGUGCGAGUAACAGCAGUUUGUUGAUGAAUUUCUCUGACACAUUGGGAUUCGUACGGUCUCUCAGGCCUUCGGUUGUGGUGCUGGUGAAGCAAGAAGGUAGCAGGAGCAUUAGAACGUUCUUGUCUCGGUUCACAGAGUCAUUGCAUUACUUUGCCGCCAUGUUUGAUUCCCUUGAUGAUUGUCUUCCGCUCGAGAGCGCAGAGAGGUUGAGGAUUGAGAAGAAGCUUCUCGGGAAAGAGAUCAAGAGCAUGCUCAACUGUGACAUGGACAUGGACGGCGUGGAUUGUCCCAAGUAUGAGAGGAUGGAAGCGUGGAAAGCCAGAAUGGAGAAUCAUGGUUUUGUUGCCAUGAAGAUGAGCUCCAAAUCUCUCAUGCAAGCUAAGCUUCUUCUCAAGAUGAGGACUCAUUAUUACUAUUCUCCACCACUUCAAUUUGAUGAUGAUGCCGCCGCCGCCGCCGGCGGUGGUUUCAGGAUUUCUGAAAGGGACCAGGGUAGAGCCAUUUCUUUGGGGUGGCAGAAUAGGUUUCUUCUCACUGUGUCCGCAUGGCAAUUACCACUUUCAUCAUCAUAAUAUUCUAUUCUAUAUAUCUUCUUAUGUCCUAAUUAACUUCCUUAAUCCUAACCUCUAUAUAUAUAUAUAUAUAGUUCAUCAUUUUCGUAAAUGACUUUAAGUAAAAACUCAGGUGCAGUCGAUUUCACGUGAAGUUGAUAGCCGAGAGUUGUUAGAUGAAAAUUUAAUCAAAUCAAUCAAAUCAUCUAACGAUUCUCAGUUACCAACUUCAUAUGUAGUCGACUGCAUCUGAGUUUUCACCCUGACUUUAACUUUAUCUACAUUUCUGAAUAAUUAUCAAGGGCAUAUAAUAUAAAUAAAUAAUUGUUGUGUAUUUCAGUAUGAACUAUGAAGAACCCUAGCUAAUUAUAAUUCUCUCUUUGUUUUUCAUAUAUUUAGCUGAAAAAGGAAUUAAGAUCCCUAGCUAGCUACUUGGGUGUCGUUUUACUAAGUGAUAACUGAUAAGAUACUAAUGAAAAGACAUCGCAAGUGGUGAUGUGUAUGAUCAUCACAUGAAAAUUUUGUUGAUUCAAAUUUUAAAUUGUGGGGAAAAUGGAAGGUAUGUGAGGAUGAGGACAAAAGAAAUGAAAUGCUGAGACAAGAAAAGAUAUGGAACCAAAUAGUGGGCAGCUAUGAUGUGAUGUUAUAAGAGAGAAAAUGGAUCAAAAUUCU